Malus domestica (apple) is the source of this 2354-nucleotide messenger RNA. RefSeq names its product ankyrin repeat-containing protein ITN1-like. Gene Ontology annotation, molecular function: protein binding. The record is from RefSeq and is a predicted model, not a curated record. Lineage: Eukaryota; Viridiplantae; Streptophyta; Magnoliopsida; Rosales; Rosaceae. Gene Ontology annotation, cellular component: membrane.
AGACUUGGAUUUCCUUCGUCAAACGAAGGUGCUUUUCUACAAUUUUCUCUUUUCCCUUUACCGGAAUACGAAGUAGAGAGUAAGCAUCUUUCCUCUAAUAUUUGGGCUCGUCGCAGAACCAAACGAGACAUUGCAGCAGAAAAAUUCACACACAAACAACACUGAAUCAAUGGCAAUUCCAGACAGGGUAAUUACACUCGAUGUGGAGGGAAAUCCCCCUACCAGUCCUUAUCUCAAAACUGGUGGAAACCCAGCAACUUCUGCAACUUGGUCUAUUCCUACCCAGCAUGACAGCGAUGGUCAAGAAGUGAACUUGGAUCAGUACCUGCCACUCUACCGUGCUGCAUUUAGUGGCAAUUGGGAAGCGGCUAGCAAGUUUCUGGACAGUGAUCCAGAUGCUGCGAAAGCUAGGAUCUCAGAUUUAUCAAUGACUGCACUGCAUGUUGCUGCAAGUGAAGGGCACUCCGAAUUCGUUGAGAAAUUAGUGAAACGUGUUCCUAGUGAUGUCCUCGAAAUGCAGGACAAAAUGGGAUUCACACCGCUUCACUAUGCUGCAAUAGGUGGAAGCCCGAGGUCUGCCAAGGCUUGUUGAUGGAAAAUCCAAAGUUGGCACAAUGUGUAGAUGCCAAAGGAAGAACUCCGUUGCUCCUAGCUGCCACUCUCGCAUCUGAGAAUAAGGAAUUGAUGUGGUACUUCUUGUUGGUAACUACUGAUGAGGCGCCUGGUCGUCCUUUCACUGGUGAUUGGGCUGCUAACCUUGUCAAUGUGCUUAUCGCCUCCGGUUUCCUUGAAAUUUCACUGUAUCUGCUUCAUCUAUAUCCUGAGUUGGCCAUUGCUAUUGAUCAAGAAGAUUGUACUCCUUUAUAUGUUUUGGCAAGCAACCAGUCAUACUUCCUCAGUGGCAGCAGGCUUGGCUUCUGGGAAAGCUGCAUUUACUCAUUUCUCCCAGUUGAAGUGCACUCCAGACCACCACACUCAGUGAGAGCCGAUGUGGCUUGCUACCAUGGAAACAUCCAAAACCUUCUGGCAAUGCCAACACCAGAACAGUAUGGAGUUCUUCACGGGUUAAGAAGAACACUUUUUGGAGCUAUUAAACGAAUAGCACCAGAUCAAUUCACGCGACUCCACGAUGCAAAACUUAGUCAUCACUAUGCAUUUGAACUGGUAAAACGUAUUUGCUUUCAACUUUCACAAACGCAUAUUUCUUGGCGUUUCAAUCGUCUUUUGAAAUCAGAUAUACUGUACAUAGCCACCGUUAAUGGAAUAGUUGAAAUUAUAAGAACGCUCCUAGAAUCUUUUCCUCAUCUAAUAUGGGUUUGCAAGAACAGCACCGACCAAUAUUUGUUACUCCCCUCUGCUAUUGAGCUUCGGCAUGAACAUCUUUUUCGUGCUGUGUAUGAUAAGACUGCACGAAGUAAAUUAAUGGCUACUGCACUACCUGAAUCGAGGGAUACCAUCUUGCAUCUGGCAGCAAAGUUGGCUCCUCUUCCCCAACUCUCAUCAAUUUCCGGUGCAGCUCUACAAAUGCAGAGAGAGUUGCAGUGGUUUAAGAUGGUGGAGAAAAUAGUUCACCCUUAUUAUAAGGAGAGCCGGAACAAAAACGAAGAAACUGCUAGGGAAUUAUUCACCAAGGAGCACAAAGCAUUGGCUGAGAGUGGAGAGAAAUGGCUAAAGGAUACAUCAAAUUCUUGCAUGCUCGUAGCAACUCUCAUUGCCACAGUUGUGUUUGCUGCUGCUUUUACAGUACCUGGAGGUAAUGACAACGAAGGAGCUCCAAAUUUCUUAGAGAAGAAGUCGGUCAUAUUCAUGGUGUUUGUUGUUUCGGAUGCAGUAGCUCUAUUUUCUUCUUUAACUUCCCUUUUGAUGUUUCUAUCAAUCCUAACCGCACGUUAUGCUGAAGAAGAUUUCCUCUACUCACUACCAAGGCGGUUGAUAAUCGGUUUGGCCACCCUCUUCUUUGCCAUAGCCGCCACUAUGGUAGCCUUCGGUGCAACCCUUUCGAUUGUGCUCAGCAACAAAUUCAAUUGGGUUUCCACCCCAAUCACUUUGCUGGCAUGUUUUCCGGUGACUCUUUUUGCCUUGCAGCAGCUUCCCUUGUUUAUCCAAAUGGUCCGAUCGACAUUUGGACGGAGCAUGUUUCGCCAUAAAAAACUUCGGUAACUCGAAGGACGGAUGGAAGAAAAAAUGUUAGAACUUGUGUUUUGGCUGUGUUUUUGUAUACUGAAUUACUGAUCAACGAUGAAGGGCAAAUUACGCAAAAAUCCAGAGUACUUAUGUAUGUUGUGGCUCAUAUUACUGGUGAUUUAAUCGUCAUUGUUUGGCUGGACAAGAAAUUAAUCACAAUUAUUUAUGAA